Aphanomyces invadans is the source of this 693-nucleotide messenger RNA. RefSeq lists its product as hypothetical. The record is from RefSeq and is a predicted model, not a curated record. Gene Ontology annotation, biological process: ribosome assembly; translation. The transcript is spliced from 2 exons. Lineage: Eukaryota; Oomycota; Saprolegniomycetes; Saprolegniales; Verrucalvaceae. Bases 40 to 654 code for a protein of 204 amino acids. Gene Ontology annotation, cellular component: ribosome; mitochondrial large ribosomal subunit. Gene Ontology annotation, molecular function: structural constituent of ribosome.
GUCAACUUUGGUUUUGCCCCUCCGCGUCGAUCCGUCGCGAUGUUGAGCCGCUUCUCCUUGGCCCGUACGAUGGCGGGCUUGUCAAUCGCCCCCAAGGCGUCAGCUAUCCUUCCUGCUGGAGUACAAACCAUGUUUUCGUCGUCGCGUUUCAUGUCGACGGAAGCAGCUGAGGAGAUUGCGUUGCCUUCAAUCGAAGACGCCGUAGAGUUUCGAUCGGUCAAGACUGUGAAGAAGGAAAUUCGUGUGAGUCCUCGCAAGCUGUCCAUGCUGGCUCAACAGAUCCGUGGCCUCACGGCCCCUGAAGCAUUGGUCCAGAUGCAAUUCUCGCCCAAGCGCAAGUCGACGAUUGUAAAGAAGACAAUCCAAAACGCUGUCAACUUGGCCGACAUUUACUACGGCAUUGAACCCAGCGCGUUGAAGAUCGAACAAGCCUUCGUUACCAAGGGCAUGUUCUUGAAGCGAGUUAAGUUCAUGGGGCGAGGGAACACUGGUAUCAAGCAUCGAGGGCACAGUCAUUUGACCAUCAUUUUGCGCGAAUUCGACCCGGCAACUGUUCCCAUCAGCAAGUCCAAAGCUCGCAAGCUCGCGUACAAGGAGGCUGCUGCCAAGAAGACCGCUUCUGUUGCCGAAUCCACCGCGACUGAAACCGCAUAAGCCAGGCAUCCCAUGUUCAAUAUACGCUAGCUAGUCCUA